AUGGUCCAUCACCAAAAAUGCUGUGUUUUUCUGCAAAAGAAACUCGAAAGCAAACACAUGUCAGAUAAGAGAUACACCGUCUUCCCUACGCGUAUGCAAAUGACGACUUACAAAAGCAAGUUGAUAGGCGCACAACUUGGCCACGAUUUGUUGAAGAGGAAGUCUGAUGCGUUGAAUCAAAAGUUCAAGUCGAUUUUGAAGAAGAUCAUUGAUGAAAAAAUGGCCAUGCGUGACUAUAUGAAAGCGUCGUCGUUUUCUUUGGUAUCAGCCAAAUACACUGCGGGUGAGUUUUCUCACGUUGUUGUCCAAAAUGUCAAAAACGCGACUUAUAAGGUGAAGUUGACACAAGAGAAUAUUGCAGGUAUUAAGUUACCCGUCUUCUCCCAAUCCCAUCAAGAAGUUCGACUCCAAGACUUAACUGGUCUUUCUAAAGGUGGUCAGUCCGUCUCAAAUGCACGUCAACAAUACAUUAAAGCCCUUGAUUCUCUUGUUAGACUCGCAAGUCUUCAAACAGCUUUCUUAACACUCGACACGGUCAUUAAAAUCACUAAUCGUCGUGUGAAUGCUCUCGAACACGUCGUCAUCCCAAUGACUAAAGCAACAAUCAAAUACAUCGAAACUGAACUCGACGAAUCCGAGCGUGAGGAAUUCUUCCGAUUGAAAAUGGUUCAGAAAAAGAAGAAGAAAGUCAUCGAGAAGAAGGAAAAAGAGCUCGAACAACGCGCAAUUGCAGCGGCCGCUUUAAAGAAGAAAAAUACUACUACAGACUCAAAGGGAGACGGAAAACCGACAAGUAUUGUCGACGACGAUGAGGAUAUCAUUUUCUAA
Messenger RNA from Entamoeba invadens IP1, 828 nucleotides. RefSeq names its product vacuolar ATP synthase subunit D, putative. NCBI's taxonomy places the organism in Eukaryota, Evosea, Mastigamoebida, Endamoebidae. Gene Ontology annotation, molecular function: proton-transporting ATPase activity, rotational mechanism. The record is from RefSeq and is a predicted model, not a curated record. The transcript has a single exon. Bases 1 to 828 code for a protein of 275 amino acids. Gene Ontology annotation, cellular component: proton-transporting V-type ATPase complex; vacuolar membrane.